AUGCUUCUGGAAGGAAGUUGUGCGACAUGCAAUACCUCAAGUGCUCCCAGUUUCGGGCCUUUUUCACAAAUGAUGACGUUGAUGUCAACAGUAUUGAUGACGUCGCAAUGUUUUUUGUCCUCUACUGACAAAUGGCCCGCGGAUUAUGGACAAAAACUGAAACAUUUCCAUCCAAAAGAUGUCCCAAGGUACGAUUUUAUCAUUGUUGGUGCAGGAACUGCCGGAAGCAUCGUCGCCAAUCGUCUUUCGGAGAACCCUAAAUGGAAAAUUUUACUCAUCGAAGCUGGCGGAGAUCCUCCCGUGGAAGAACAAGUCCCUGCUUACAUGUUUCAAGUGAUAAACAACUUAAAUUACACGUGGCGCUAUAAAACCGAGGUGUCAGAUCAUGCCUGUUUAGGGUCCGUAAAUGGUUGUGCAUGGCCCAGAGGGCGCUUAUUAGGGGGAUGCAGUGCAAUUAAUGCCAUGGUUUAUGUUCGUGGCAACCGAAAAGACUUUGAUUUGUGGGAAGCGCAAGGAAAUCCGGGCUGGGGAUGGAAUUCCGUGUUAAAAACCUUCAAAAUGCUCGAAGAUCCGCGUCACAUGAACCUUUCAACGUCUGGCAAGAACCCGGUGAAGCUCGAUUCGUAUGGCAGUCGAAUCCCGAUCAAGGAAAUAAUUUUCAAUGCAGCGAAGGAAAUUGGUCAUGGCAUGCUGGAACAACUUGAGGAUGAGAGAUUUUUAGGUUUUCAAAAUUUACCCGGGACUUUGGACUAUGGAACAAGAAAUAGCAUGGCAAAAGCGUUCCUUGCCCCCAUUAGGGAUCGCCCGAACUUGCAUGUGAUUAAAAAUGGCUACGCAACGAAACUUCUUUUCACGAAAAAUCAAAAAAGGGCAAAAGUUGUGAAAUUCCGGAUCAAUAACCAAUCAUUUAAAGUCCAAGCUACGAAAGAAAUAAUUCUUUCUGCUGGAGCGAUAGGCUCCCCCAUGAUCCUAAUGCACUCCGGAAUCGGUCCAAAAACGCAUCUCCAGUCGUUUGGCAUCCAAAAUAUCGUAAAUGCCCCUGUCGGGCGUAAUUUACAAGAUCAUCUCGUGGUGCCCUUAUACUUCAAAAUGGGAUCAACUUCGCCAGAGCCCUCAAUUCGUGAAAAAAUCAACGACAUGUUCGAGUAUCUCGUGUCACGGAAGGGUCCCCUAUCGACAAUUGGCUCCUUAGACACUACUGGAUUCAUUAGCACCCUUCCCGAUAAAUGCUCCUUUCCAGAUAUCCAAUAUUUGUAUCUCUAUUUUAGGCGAUAUUCGCCCGAUUUGGUUGCUUAUCUCGAAAGUUUGGAUUAUUCAAAGGCUGUUUUCGACACAAUUCAGCGAGUUAACAACGAAACUGACAUUUUUAUUGCUUACGUGGUUUUACUAAACCCUAAAUCCGUGGGUCAUUUGGAGCUGAGGAGCAAAAAUCCCAUGGAUGCCCCGAAAAUUUACGCGAAUUAUUUGGAUCACAAUGACGAUGUUUUGGCUUUUCUUCGGGGAAUUCGUGAACAACGGAAAUUUUUGAAAACUCAAGCAUGGAUGUCAAAUAAUAUCAAAGAUGCGGGUCUAGAAUUGCCGGAAUGUGAUAGAUUUGAGCCCGAUUCCGAUCAAUAUUGGAGCUGCUAUGCCAGGGUGAUGUCCGUAACGGUCUACCAUCCAACGAGCACUGCAAAAAUGGGAAAUAAUGAAAAUUCAGUAGUUGACAGUACGUUAAGGGUUAAAGGUGUGCAGGGAUUGCGAGUUGCUGAUGCAAGUGUCAUGCCGCAUAUUACGAGCGGUAAUACGAUGGCGCCCACAAUUUUGAUCGGGCAAAAGGCAGCGGAGUUUAUUGUCGACGAUUGGAGCGGCGAUAAGAAAUUGUAA
This is a messenger RNA of Culicoides brevitarsis, 1866 nucleotides long. RefSeq names its product glucose dehydrogenase [FAD, quinone]-like. The transcript is spliced from 2 exons. Gene Ontology annotation, molecular function: flavin adenine dinucleotide binding; oxidoreductase activity, acting on CH-OH group of donors. The coding region runs from base 1 to 1866 and encodes 621 amino acids. The record is from RefSeq and is a predicted model, not a curated record. NCBI's taxonomy places the organism in Eukaryota, Metazoa, Arthropoda, Insecta, Diptera, Ceratopogonidae.